GCGCACGCUUCCAACAGAGACGCCGCUCUGAUUUGUUUUAUUUUUUUGAGUCAGCUGAUAGCUGACGCUUUUGACUUCUGUGUUCGAGGUGAAAGCAAGCAACAUCCGCACGACACCGAAUUUACUGGUUUUGAUCGAAGCUCAGUCAGUGAAAGGAAAUCAAAGCUGUGUAAAGGAAAUAACAGUAACCAUGGCCCCAACAUUGUAUGAUAAGAAGCCGGAGCCAGGGGAUCUGAUAGAGAUAUUCAGAGGGAACUACCAGCACUGGGCUUUGUACGUUGGUGACGGCUUUGUUGUUCACCUGGCCCCACCCUCCGAGGGACCUGGGGCCAGGGCCAACAGCAUGAUGUCUGUGCUCAGUGACAAGGCUAAGGUGAAGAAGGAAGAGAUCUGGGACGUGGUGGGGCAUGAUCAGUGGUGCGUAAACAACCAGCUGGAUAAGAAGUACCAGGUCAGACCCAUACAUGAGAUACUGAGGGAAGCCCAGGCCUAUGUGGACCAGGAGAUGCCCUACUGUGUCUUCAGGGGGAACUGUGAGCACUUUGUCACAGAUCUGAGAUAUGGGAAGGCUGAGUCUCGACAGGUUCGUCAGGCUGUGGAAACUGUGGGAAUGGCUGCAAUGUUGGGCCUCGGAGUCCUUGCUGUUGCAGGUAUCGCAGUGGCCAUCUUUGGAGGUGGAAGCAAGAAGAAGAAUGAAGAAGAAGAAGAAUAUAAGUGACCAACUGUAUAAUAGCUUCCUGAGCAAGCCAGUCACCAAUAAGCCUAAUAGAUUAUUUUUUUAACUACAGUACUGCCAUCGUCACUU
Oncorhynchus kisutch (coho salmon) is the source of this 805-nucleotide messenger RNA. RefSeq names its product phospholipase A and acyltransferase 4-like. Lineage: Eukaryota; Metazoa; Chordata; Actinopteri; Salmoniformes; Salmonidae. Gene Ontology annotation, molecular function: A2-type glycerophospholipase activity; glycerophospholipid phospholipase A1 activity. The record is from RefSeq and is a predicted model, not a curated record. The transcript has 6 exons. Gene Ontology annotation, biological process: N-acylphosphatidylethanolamine metabolic process. Gene Ontology annotation, cellular component: cytoplasm. Bases 191 to 718 code for a protein of 175 amino acids.